AUGGCAAUGAGAGGCAAGAACACCGCCCCCCGACGGGGCACCGCGGCCACGGAGUUCGCGAUCUUGAUCCCGCUGCUGAUGCUGAUCGCGCUGGCGUGCUGCGACUUUGGACGGAUCGCGGACGCCCGGAUGGUGCUCACGAACGCGGCCCGCACCGGCGCCGAGCUGGGCGCCUCGCGCGGCUUUACCGCGUUCACCUACGACGCGUGGGAGGCGUUAGUACGCGACGCGGUGCUCGACGAGAUGCAGCACUUCCCGGGUUUCCAGGAACCCGACUUGGAUGUCAGCGUGACAACCACUGUCGGCCCAGACGACGUGGUUCAAGUGGAGGUUGGCGUAGGGCACCCGUUCCGCACGUUGAUCUCAUGGCCCACGCUCCCGAACGAAACAGCCCUCGAAGAGCAGAUCCACUUCCGACAAUCGGCCGCGUCGGCGGUCGAGUGCGCGCUAACACUGCCCGUCAUGCUGCUGGUCGUGUUCGCGUUGCUGGAUCUGGGCGUCGCAGCCGUGCGGGACAACACCCUUUCCAAGGCAGGACGGCAGGUCGCGCGUGAGGCAGUCAUGAGCAGCCGGUUCGCCCCAGCCGGGGUACCGAGUUGGGGCCCGGCCACGUACUCGGGCGCCCUGGACGACGGCCAGAUCGGCCCGCUCGUGGCGGGCACGCCCCUGCCCCUGCUCUCUGCGGAUGAAGUCGCGGUGACCGUGGAGUGGAUCGAUGGCGACAACGCGCCGGGCGAUCGCGUGCGGGUGACGCUUGCGUACGACCACGCGCCGUUGCUGGGCUCGCUCCUGCCGUGGGGACAAACGGCCACGAUGCAAGAGAUCACUUACACCACCUCUGACUGCCCUCACACUGCCAGUAGGCGCCACGGGAAGGUGCUCGUGCUCCUCGCGGUGCUGCUGCCCGCGUUGAUCGCGGUGGCGGGACUGGUGCUCGACGGCGGCGUGGUCAUGGACGAGCACCACCGGCUGCAGCACGUUGCCGACGGCGCGGCGACCGCGGCGGCGGUGGACCUGCGUCUGGGGAACCCGUCGGCGACGGCGAUCGCCACCGCCGAGCAGUUCGUCCACGCAACCUCAGGGAUGCCCGACGCGCAAGUUGUCGUAUCGAUCCCCCCCACUUCGGGCGACUUCGCCGGCCUGGCGAACCACGUGCAGGUCGACGUCCAGCGUGACUACCAAACCGUCAUCCUGCGCGGCGCAGGCGGGCUGAUGUCGAAGCCCAUCAGCGCACGCGCGGUUGCCGGCGUGGCCGACGCGACCGACGGCGCCGCCCUCAUGGCGCUCGACCCCGAUCCGGCGCCCAUCGAUCUCGGCGCGGUGGACGACACGUUGUCCGCCGUUGCGGUCACAUCGGUGGUCCAGCAAGCAGUCGCCCAAUCUCCGGCCGUCGACUACCUGGCAGGGGUCCCGAUCGUCGGUGGCGUGGCGUCCGCGUUGCUGUCCGAUGGGCUCGAAGCGCUGCUGCCCGAUGUUCUUACGCAGACGCUAACGCAAGCGUCGACCGACCUGGUGCCGCUACCGCUUCCCACAGUUACCGCGGGGCUCGAGGUUGAGGGCCUGGGACAAGUGCGAGUCGAGGGCGCGGUGCUGAUCAACACGACCUGGGGCGGCGUGGACCAGGACGGGCGCCCAGCAGGCGUCAGCGCGGGGCCUCCCUACGGGUCGGCCUGCAUGCCGCUGUUGCCGACGACCCAGCUACUGGCAAGCGACAUACGCGUUACGGGCGGCGUGGACGAUCAGGACCAGUACCAACCACUCGACCCGGAUGACGAGUCGCCGCUCAGGGCGAACAUGCUGCCCACGGACGACCCGCUGGAGGCUCUCCCGCCUCCCUCAACGUCGGUCGAUGCGACCAAUGUCAGCGCCGCGGUUCACGCUCCGUCCCACGCCAUCGCCGUGGCAUUGUCCGCUAGCGACGCCGCUGCGUUGCUCGGCGACGUGCUCAGCAGCCUCUCGCCGCUGCUGCAGCCGUUGCUCUCGGCCGUGCUGGCCCCGGUGUCCGACCUCCUCGAGAACCAGACGCUUCAGCCAGGAGUGUACGACUCCAUCACGGUCGUCGCGCCCGUCGGGGGCGUCGUGUUUGAACCCGGGGUCUACGUCAUCCGCGGCCGGAGCCCGCUCACCAACCUUUCGCUUCUAGCGCUGGGCCCGAUCCAAGCCGACGGCGCCAUGUUCUAUAUCACCGACUCCGCCUCCUACGACGCAACCACGGGCAUGCCGGACGCGGGCGUUGACCCGUCGACCGCCCCGCCGGCCUCCGUGGGAGCGGUAGUUCCGAGCGUGCUCCUCGCUCCGCUCCUGGCCGGCGCCGCGUACACCGGGCUGCAGGACCCAACCAGCCCCUACGACGGCGUGCUGGUGUAUCAGGCCCGGAGCGACCGUCGCCCGAUCGUGAUCGAUGCGCAACACCUCCUCGGGGGCGGCGCGCUGUCCGGGACCGUUUACGCCAAGUGGGGCCACACCAUCCUGCUGACGGGCGCAGGCUCGUGCGGUCUCCGGAUGGUGAGCGGCACCAUGCGGAUCGUCACGGUUACGGACGCCACCAUCAACCCCGUCGACCUGCUGCCCGCGGCACAAGACGUCUACCUACUGGAGCUCGCCAAGCUGGAGGCCGCUUCCAGCGACGCGCUGCUGUGGGUUUCGCGGUCCGGGGCGGUGCUGCAGUGGAACCACAUUGCAGAGAAGUUCUUCAGCUCCGGCCUGCUCAGGCGGCGCGUCAGCCUCGACGCGCUGGCCACGCCGGACAGUGGCGCCGGCCUGAGCCGAAGGCUCGCGGAGUGCCUGUGCCUGUCGAGCGUGGAGAAUGCCGCCCGCCGUGUCCGGUGCUCUGCCAACGGGUCGGACGGUCAGUCUUUCCCGGUCAGCGUCGACCUCUACCCGCUUGAGAACGAACCGUGCUGCUUGGUGGUGAUCGAGGACCAGACCCGGCACGAGGGUUCCGUGAAAGAGUUGCGCGACUACUCGCACCAGCUGCUGGCGACCAAGCAGGCCCUGCUUGCGCAGAACACACAGCUCGAGGAGACCGUGCGGCUGCGCACCGAGGAAUUGAGCCGGGCCAAGGACGAGGCCGAGUCCGCCAACCAGGUGAAGACCGAGUUCCUGGCCAACAUGUCCCACGAGCUGCGCACGCCGCUCCACGGCAUCCUCAGCUUCUCGCGGUUCGGACUUCAACGGACCGGCACGGCGCCCGUGGAGAAAAUCAGGGGCUACUUUACCCGCAUCAACGCCAACGGCAAGGUGCUGCUGGGCCUGGUCGAGCAACUCCUCGACAUGGCCCGGCUAGACGCGGGCUCCGAGACGUUCUCGUUCACCCCCUGCUCGGCGGCGGAGCUUGUCGACGAGGUGCUGCAGGAGUUCGACUCCCUCGCUGAAGAGCGCGGGCUUGAGCUGUCGUGGUCCGCACCCGAUGUGCCGGUAAUAAUCAACGCCGACCGGAAAAAGCUGGCCUGCGUGGUCCGCAACCUUGUCGGCAACGCGGUCAAGCACUCGCCCGACAGCGGAGUGGUGAGCGUUACUCUGGAGACAUCCGAUAAAUCCGGAGCGUGCGUCUUGCGUGUCCGCGACCAGGGUCCCGGCAUCCCGGAGGCGGACCUCGUAGCCGUUUUCGAGAAAUUCUUCCAGUCGGACGCGGGCGCGCGACUUGGCGUGGGCGCUGGCCUGGGUCUGGCGAUCGCCGAACGGAUUGUCCACCAGCACGAGGGGUCCAUUCGGGCCGACAACAACGAGGCCGGGGGCGCGGUGUUCACGGUCGAGCUCCCGAUCCACGCCACUGCAAACCCCGACACAAUCCUUGCGGUCGAUGACAACGAGGUGAACCUGGAGGUCAUCCAGGAAGCCUUAGACGGGUUCUACCGCGUCGCCACGGCGACCAACGGCGUCGACGGUAUCGCCAUCGCUAAACAGCUCCGGCCCCCGGUCGUGCUGCUGGACGUGAUGAUGCCGGGGCUCGACGGCUACCAGGUGUGCCGACAGAUCAAACAAAGCUACGAACUGGAGGGCGUGCGCGUCAUCAUGGUGUCCGCUCGCGUCGCGUUGAGUGACAAGCUACGCGGCUACGACGAAGGCGCAGACGGCUACAUCGCCAAGCCAUUCGAUGAGGAAGAGCUUCUCGCCAAGCUCGACUUCGCGAUCCGCGCCAGGCGACUCGAACAAUCAUGCGGGGCAAUCGGCGACGUGCUUGCGUUCGUAGCGACGCUGCGUGACACCGGGCGCCUGAGCAGCCUUGACCGCACUCGGGCAUUUAACCACCUCUUGGCCGAGAGAACACUCGACGCUUCUCCGGAACUGCUGGAGUGCCGCCAAGGAUUCCUCGACCAUUUGCACUACGCCUGCGUCCUGAAGGACGUUGGCAUGCUCUCCAUCCCGGUGCGAAUCGCCGAGGCGGCCGACCCCAUUACUCUCAGCCGCAACGACUACGAACUCCUCAAGGAGCACACCCUAAUUGGCGGACGUCUGCUCGCCCGGAUGGCAAAGCAGCACCCCGACACAACGCUCUUCCCUAUGGCGGCGGAGGUCGCCCAGUCGCACCACGAGCGGUUUGAUGGAUCUGGUUACCCGGAGGGGUUGCGCGGUGAUGAGAUCCCGCUAUCGGCCCGGAUCGUAGCCGUUGUCGACCGCUACGAAUCACUGCUCAACGCGGCGGGCCCCGGGUCGCGGCCUGGACUUAAUGCCGUGCACAAGCAACUCGCAGACGACUGCGGCAGCCUGCUCGACCCGGAUCUCACCACGCGUUUCCUGCAAGUGCUAGACGAUCUAAAUCGACCACCGCCGAUAGAAAGGGCGGUGCGUGGCUCCCCGCGUGGCUUCGCAUGGCCUAUAGUAGCAACUCUCCACGCUAUCCUCCGCUCUGGACACGGACGCCCGCCCAGCGAGAUCGACCACAUGACCCCCGGCCACGAACCGUACGGGCAGUCCACCGGGCUCCUCUCCGCAGUGAUGGCGUCGUGCCGUGACGCCAUCAUCGCCCGCUCUUUCGACGGCCGCAUUGAAGCCUGGAACCGCGGCGCCGAGGAGAUCUACGGUUACUCCCAAGACGAGGCGAUCGGCGAGAACGUUUCGCUCACCACGCCGCCAGACCGCAGGAGUGAGCUAAAGCGCCUGCGUGACGCGGCGCGGGACGGCCAGGUUAUCGAGAACUUCGACACGGUCCGUACCCGCAAGAACGGCGAAUCAUUCCCUGUGGCAAUCUGCGGGUUCCCCAUCAAGGACAAACAGGGGACCGCGGUUGGGUACGCCACGGUCGAACGCGACAUCUCCGACCGGGUGCGUUCCGCGGACGAGUUGCGGCGGGCACUGGCCGAGGCUCAGGAUGCGACCGCCGCAAAGUCGCGGUUCCUGGCGAACGCCAGCCACGAGCUGCGUACGCCGAUGAACGCGAUCGUUGGCAUGACAGCGCUCGCCCUCGAAGAAGACAUCUCGCUGGAGCUCCGCGACUACCUGGAGACCAUCCGCGACUCUUCCGACGCGAUGCUGCACCUCAUCAACGACGUGCUCGACCUGUCAAAGUUUCAGGCGGAAGAAUUCGAACUAGACGAGACCCCCUUCAACCCCCGCGAAUUGCUGGAAGGGGCCACCAAGGUGCUUGGUCCAGCGGCCCACGCGAAGGGUCUCGAGCUGGUGUGCCACGUCGCUCCCGACGUGCCGUCACGACUGAUCGGCGACCCGGUCCGCCUCCGCCAGAUCAUCACAAAUCUGGUGGGCAACGCCGUCAAAUUCACCGCCGCCGGCGAGGUUGUGGUGGAGCUGACAGAGGUGGAGUCGCACCACCGUCGGUGCCGGCUGGCGUUCCGCAUCGCGGACACCGGCAUCGGCAUCUCGGACGAGGACCAGACCCGUAUCUUCGCACCAUUCACCCAGGUAGACGGCGCCACCACGCGGCGGUACACCGGCACCGGUUUGGGGCUCACCAUCACCCAGCACCUGAUCCAUUGCUUCAACAGCCAGCUGCAUGUGGAGAGCGCGCCAGGCGCAGGGAGCGAGUUCUCGUUUGAGUUGACCCUCGCCAUCGACGACCAACCCGCGAAUCCCGACGCCGAAUUGACCGCCAAGAUGAAGGGGCUGUCGGUGCUGGUGGUUGACGACAACGAGGCCAGCCGUCAGACGCUAAUCGAGCAAUUCAACGCCUGGGGCAUGAAAGCCCUGGCCGUCGACAGCGGCGACGAGGCCGUCUCGCAACUGCGUGCCGGCGCCCCCGAUGGAGGCGGGUUUGACAUCGCGGUCGUCGACGCGCUGAUGCCAGGGAUCGACGGCUUCACGGUCGCGUCGCAGAUCGAAUCCGACGACUCGCUCGCGACCAAGCCGAUCAUUAUGGCGUCGGCCACCGACCGACUCGAGUUCAGCCGCCGCUGCGCGGAAGCCGGGGCGGCGGCGUUCGUGCAAAAGCCAAUCAGCCAAUCCCAGCUGCUGAGCGCUAUCGGUCAGGCGACUGGCGCGGCCACGCUCGAGGGGCAGCGCAAUCAGGGGCUGUUCGACAAGCCAAGCGUUCAGCCGCUCACCAUCCUGCUCGUCGAGGACACGCCCGCCAACCGGAAGGUGGUGCAAACGGUGCUCAGUCGGCGGGGGCACCACAUCGACAUCGCCGUGAACGGCCGCGAGGCCAUCGACGAGUUUCGCAAGAAGCCGUUUGAUCUUGUCAUCAUGGACGUGCAGAUGCCCAUCAUGGACGGGUUCCAGGCGACCGAGGCGAUCCGCGAAAUCGAGCGUAGCGAUUCACGGCCGAGCACCCCUAUCAUUGCGAUGACCGCACACUCGAUGCGGGGAGAUCGCGAACGGUGCCUGCGCGCCGGCAUGAGCAGUUACCUGUCAAAGCCACUCGACCUUGCGAAGUUGCUCAAGGUGGUCGAGAGCGUCGCCGAUCGGAAGGACGGGAGCGUCGCGUGGCCGUCGAACGAAACGCCGCAAAAAGCGCCGAGCGAGCCGGAUGCCGAGGCGCCGCCGAGCCGGCGACUGGUCGACUUGGACGCCGCGCUCAGCCGCCUUCGCGGAGACCGCAGCCUGCUCCGCGACAUGAUUGGCUUCUACCGCGAGGACGCCCCGACUCUACUUACCGCGAUCGCAGAGAGCCUCGAGGCUGGCAACCUCACGACGCUCGAGCGGGCCGCGCACAGUCUGAAGGGGCUGUCGGCGAACUUUGAUGCAGAAGCCGUGGUAAACGCUGCCCGCGACCUGGAGCUUGCCGCGCGAACCGGUGAAGAAGGUAAGCUCUCCAAACUGGCCGCUGACCUCACCAAGGCGGCCAACCAGUUGAUGGAUUUCUUCGAGGACUAUUUGGGAGGCGAAUAA
This is a messenger RNA of Symbiodinium pilosum, 7284 nucleotides long. The record is from the annotation of a GenBank genome assembly. Lineage: Eukaryota; Dinophyceae; Suessiales; Symbiodiniaceae.